This is a messenger RNA of Malaya genurostris, 11097 nucleotides long. Its product is annotated as zinc finger protein 37 homolog. Gene Ontology annotation, biological process: regulation of transcription by RNA polymerase II. NCBI's taxonomy places the organism in Eukaryota, Metazoa, Arthropoda, Insecta, Diptera, Culicidae. The record is from RefSeq and is a predicted model, not a curated record. The coding region runs from base 436 to 2010 and encodes 524 amino acids. Gene Ontology annotation, cellular component: nucleus. The transcript is spliced from 4 exons. Gene Ontology annotation, molecular function: RNA polymerase II cis-regulatory region sequence-specific DNA binding; DNA-binding transcription factor activity, RNA polymerase II-specific.
CCCAUACUCACGUAACAGUAGAAGCAGCAGUAGCAAAGCAAGCAUUUUCCACUCGCCCAGUUUGGUGCAAUUUUCGAAAAGCUUUUUCACCCUUCUCUCUGUUCUCUGUCUGUCUGGCUGUCCCGAGUCUGGUGUGGAAAAUGUCAGUCAAAUUUUAAGUUUUUCUUUUCCAUUGGUAGCGAAAUUUUGUCGUGCGUUUAGUUUCGGAUUUAAUCCCCAACGAGUCUUCGGUGUUUUCUUCUGUGAACCCUUCCAGUGAAAAUACUUGUGCGCAAAAAUUUGAAAAAAAAAAUAGUCUGAAACUAUGCAGUAGCAAGGACGAAAGUAAGCAGUGUCGUGAUCAACCAUUUCAGUGUUUCUUGUUUCGUCGAGUGUCCUGUUGAAUCACCUGACAAAAGAAAGGCGGUGGCGUUGGUGCAUCCUUCGUGAGCGAGAAUGAAUUUCUCCGCGUUUGGUGGACCAUUUUCCGGAAUUCACCAGUUUGCGGCAAAGUUCGGCAGCAAUGAUGGUGCCUUCACCAGCACGAACACGGCGGCAGGAAAUGGCGCCGGACCAGGUGGUAUUGUGGGUGGCGGCGGAGGAGGCGGUGGCGCAGGGGCAGCCGGAGGAGGAGGAGCGACUGGCGCUCCUGGAAGCGCCACUAUCAGCCAGCAGGAUCUGAAUCGAUAUCAUGGAUCGAAUGGGAAUCAUUUUAAUCAGAAUUCUACCUCAAUGGUUAACACGUCAAUGUCCUACGGCCAAAACAUUUCGAUUCCGUACAGCCAACCGCAAGCCGAUCACGGUUUCAUCAACAGCAUGCAAACCGAUCAGAAUAAGCUGAAGAACAGCAUCAAAAUCGAUCGGGACGAGAUGAUAAACCAGCAAAUUCUGCAAAACGUGAACCAAUCCUGGCAAACGCUGGCCAAUCCUACCAACACGGUUGACUAUUCGUCACAUCUACUGUCCGCCACACUGCCAAUUUCAAUACAGCACUUUCUCAAAUAUUCCGAAUCCAUCAAGAAGGAAUCGAACGGCGUUGGAUCCGGUCUGGCAUCUCCGGGGCCAUUGAGUGGACUGAUCGGUGUGGAAACGAAUGCGUUCAACGUACAGAAAGACUUACUGAAUUUGAAAAAUGGAUCUAAUUUGAAUUUGGCUCUGGGGAACGUGGCUGUCAGUGCUGCCGCUGCCAGCUUAGGUUUGAAUCAUCAACAUUUGAGCCACCAUAUUACCAGUCACCAGGACACCAACAGUCACAGCUAUGGAAACAUCAAUCAGCUUCCGAUCGUUUCGAACAACACAACCAACGGCCAAGCACAGUCGGUCAGCCAACAACAAAAUGCGAUAAAUGGCACAAUGAAUGGUGGGACAAUUUCCACGACUACGAUUACCAACGGCAACGCCAAUACGAAUGGAACCACCGGGACUGCUGCCCCUACCGGUGUAACAACUACUACCGGGAAAUCCAAACGCCAAAAGAAGGAAAAGAAACGCAAACCACCGAAGGAGAAGAAACCCCGUCCGAAACCGGGUCAGAUUCGGGAAACGAAAGCACUGGACGGUUCGCCGCUGUUCUGCUGUCCGGAGUGUCAAAUGGCAUACCCGGAACGUGGUUUGAUCGAACAGCAUGUGAUCUCCCAUGCCGUCGAACGCCGUUUUGUGUGUGACAUCUGUCAUGCGGCACUGAAGCGCAAAGAUCACCUGACCCGGCACAAACUAUCGCACAUACCGGAUCGGCCCCACAUUUGCAGUAUAUGUCUGAAGUCGUUCAAACGUAAGGAGCAGCUGACACUGCACAUUGUCAUUCAUACCGGAGAGAAAAAGCACGUUUGCAUCGAGUGUGGAAAAGGAUUCUAUCGGAAAGAUCAUCUGCGCAAGCACACUCGUUCGCACAUCGCCCGACGUGUCAAAUCGGAAAUGUCAGCUCAAUCCGGUUCCGGUUCGAACAACUCCACUAACGCCAACAGCAACUCAGCACUGGCUUCCUCUCUGAUGGCCACCAACAUGCAGGGCGCUCCGGUAACGGCUUCCUGAGCCUCGUACAAGGACUUUUGGUAAGGUGGAUGUUCUUCGCUUUCUCCCGUUAGAAAGUUGCUCAUUUAGGUGUUAAUGAUGAAGGAAUUGGAUGAAGAUAUGACCGAGGGUUGGUGGUAAGUGUUUUAGUUAUUGUCCAUCCACCAGUACGCAAUAGAAUAUAGUCGAGUAAUUUACAAGAUUUAUCGUUUUGAAAUAGUUGUUAACACCUUUUAAGAAAGUGCAGACCUGUUGAAGCCCCUACCGCCGAGUCGCUAUGAUUCUUUAUUCUCAAAUUCAUUACACUUACUGAGAGAACGUCGGAAUUAUCUUAUCAAUAGUCCCUACCGCAAGUUGUCUGACAAGCUAUGAUUCAAUCUACGAAUUGAGCCACCCGCGAGCAGACAUCGAUUGAACGAUUUUGAAACUGAACCUGAGUUAAACGAAAUAUCGAACAUUAUGUUGAAAGGACAUUUUGGUCCAGUAAAUCGAGUAUACGUGCAAUCUGACCUGAUCUGAGAACCUAUCUCCACCGGUACCCAGUUGGUUGGCGAGUGAAAUCGAUAGACCCUAACCGUACUGUCACCGACCGCCUGUUGAAUUUGCUUUUCUAUUUCAACGACGCUCUUCAAAGCACAUUACUUCCGCCGCCGCCUCCUGAAAAUAGCAAUAAAUUUCGAGUCAUUGUCCACGCGAAUCGAGUAUAAAAGCAUGACCACAUUCCGCCGGGGUAUCCUCCGACAAGGGAUACCGCUCUGGAAAUGGUGUCACAUCAGACUAAGGAAUAUACGAAAUCAAUAAUAUAAAAGACAGAUAAUAUUUUUAUUACCAAAUGUUGCACAAACAGCUGCGAAUAUACGACGAUAUACAAUUGGAGAAGGUAUAAUGUAUUAUUUUUUGAACGAAAACAGCUGAUGUGGUAGAUGAUAUCCCUAAGAAUAUAUAUUUUGUACGGAGUAUUAAAAAUCCAGUAAAAAGAGAUGUUUAAGCUAACAAAUACUAUAUAUUAAACAGACAGAAGUAUUAUGAUGACUAACAUAUAUGCAUUGGAGUUUUAACAAACAAAAAAAAAGUGUAAUAAACUAGAGAGAGAGAGAGAGAAAGAGCGAGCGGGCGAACAUUUGCACUGGAAUACACGUUGCUAAGUGAUCGGAACAGAGUUUUGGUAAAGGAUUUGAACAGAGCGCAAACAGAGAGCGGGAAUUGCCGAGCCGCCGAUUGUGUUAGAAAGGCAAACAAAAAAAAUCUACGAAACAAACUGAAAUAGGCUACCUUACAUUAAAACAAAACUAUGUCUACCUAUAGAAAAAAAAAGAAUGAUUCUCCUACUAAACUUAAACUAGACAGACAAACAUUAUCGCAUGCAGCAAAGAAAGUAUAUAAGAAUUCAAAGUACAAACUAAUGAAAGAGAAGAAAAUAAUAAAUGUUAUAACAAUAGUCAAACAAAACAAAUACAAAAAAAAGAAAUCCGAACGUUACUCCGAAAGUUGCAGAAAAUUAAACAAAUAACAACAAAACAAACUUACCAAAGCGAUGUUCAAAUGAUUACUACAACAAAAACAAAAAAGUAAAACGUAUGAAUUUUCAGCGAUACAACAUAGUAUAGAAAGCUAUCACAUAUUUCUUAUAACCGAGAAGAAUUGAUAUUAGCAGCCGAGCAGGGAACUAGACGAGCAACAAAAAAAAUGCUAUUCGAUUAUUUUCAAGCUAAUGCAAAAAAAGCUACACUAGAACCGAAAUAGUUGGCAAUAUUUAAUCCGGUAUACGUUACCGAGAAAAAGGAACUCAAACAAUAAUAAGAAUUGAUAUCUUUUAGAGACGUCUUCUGAGACGGUUUAAUAGAUGAAAACAAAAACACUAUCACUUGUGGGAUUAGUCGUGCCAGCGAUAUCGAAAAUCAUGCGUCAUGGAAGCAACUGUAAUGAAUGAGUUUCAUCUUCAUAUCGUUUUAGUUUUGAUAGGUUUUUAGUUCAACUGAAUUUUGAAUCAUAUUUUGUUUUUUUUUUCAACCAACGUCGAAAGUCUAUGUCUAUGAAGAAGAGAGCACGGAUUGAUUGUCAAUGUUUUGGCAAACCAAUGAAAUCACAUACUGUUAGGAAGAUGUGGAAGAUGAUUUGUCGGUUGUGUUUUGUGAUGUUCAGUUUCGAAAGUUACACCGAGAAUUAGGUACAUAAGCAAUCUUCAGUUACAUUAUUUUUUAAUCUUUGGGCUCCUCCCGAAAUGAAAACCUGGGUACGGGCCUGGCUCACAUGAUUGUUGGCGGUCACCAGUGCUUUCCAGUAGGGGAUGGUGGGGCAAGUGUUUCAUACUAAGGGCAUAUUCAGCAGUGUUCUAGUUCUAGAUGCAUAAUUUAUGUCAGUUACAAAAAUUAAAUCUGAAUUUUAUAACAAGAAAAACUGGCAGCUCCAGCAGUGUUUUACUCGUGUUUCAAAUAUACAAAAAAAUAGAACGGCAUCGUAGACCAGCUUUAAAUUUGACAGAAGAACUGGUCGAAUAAAUAAAACUAAAACGGAUUGCUGGGGAUACGUUUGUUUCAGUUUCAUUUACAUUAUAGACCACCCAUAUGAAUCUUGCAGCUGCUGAAUUUGCUCUAAGAUUCACGUUUAUAUUUGACAUUAGACAUUUGUUUGCCUUUUUUCUUCUCUUUUUAAUUCGGGCAUAUAUUCAAAUCAUUUCCUGUGGUUUGUUUAGUUUUAUUUGAAGCUUGAAGACUUAUACACAAGAACAUUUCAAUGUUGUGCAAUUCAGUACAUUUGAAACAUUUGCUCCAUCCUUUCCCACCUUCGGACAAACCGAAUGUUGCACCAUAACAGCCAUUCCAACAGGUUUGUAAAUAUACUGUUCUUGAGAAACUAAAUGAAUCUUAAUGUAAUUUUACAUCAAUCAUGGUAUUAAAUCAAAUUUUCUUUUCAACUGAUGUCUAUUUCAUAGUACUAUCGGUUUACAUGUGUAAGUUUAAUCUUUUCUUUCUGUGUAGUUGGUAAAAAAUCGUUUCGAAUCGGUUUCCCCAUUGGAGAUUCCGGAUGGUUGACAUACUUUUUCUAGAUUUUCCGCAUACUGGAUUGCAGCAAGGUAUAGCUUGUGUUUGACCACUUCUUAUGCAAAGAAACCAAACUGAUUUUAGUUGUUUGUUUACGUAGAAUGUUUCGACCCUAAUCGACUUUGAGGUUAGGUUUGUUCAUCAUAAUACACCUGCCCCAUAGCAAUAUGGCGAACUUGUCCCGUCAUGAACCGAUUGACAAAUGAUAGUACUAUGUUGCUAAUAAAUCAACUUUCGAUAUCCGAUUUCCAACAAAUGUUGAACCAAAACGUAUAUCAAUGAUCUGACGUUAAGAUGAAAGCCAAACAAAUUGAGAAUAAUUGAAAAAACUCUUAUUUGGUGCGAUCUGGUUUGUUUAGAUUUCACGACUAAAUGAAUAAAAAAUAGAUGCAAUAUGAAAUUAUAUCGUGGAGAGUUAAUGAGCAAACCCAAAUAUUUAUAUAGGUAAUAAAUGUUCAUUCUAUAUGAAAAUGAUGCGGAUGGCAAAUUUACCCUUUUGGCAGACUUGCCCCGCCUUAUCCUACGUUCUAAUAAUGAAAGCCUUAAACUAAACUACCGGCAAAGUCAGUCCCGUUAACGGUAACGACAGUUGGCUGAUUGCAGACUCUGUUAGCUUGGAAUAAAAUUCCAUCUUCAGUUCAGCAACGCCAUCGCACGGCAUCACAUUCAACAUGCCAUGUCAAUUGUAUGGGUGCGCAGUGCUGCUAUUUUGGCGCGCACGAAUUUUACAUGUCUCUCCCCUACUUCUAUGUACGAGAUUUGAUGCGGACACGCUUGAGGGCGCCAUGCUUACAGAAAAGGUUGUUGCCAAAGAUUUGUUCGGGAAAUGUGAGAGCUGGAUAUCUUGUUAAAAUGAUGUCUUUGCUGAAUGUCUAAAAAACUGUUUGAGAUUAGGGUAUUUUGUGAUGAAAACAAACUAAUUUUAUUUGUGAUUAUAAAUGAGCUGUCAAAAAGGUUCAUUUAGAGCCUUGUAGGUAUUGAGCACUCGAUAAACUAUUGUUUUCGGCAUCUUCAGUACUUAAGCAGGCUUAAAAUCGAACCAUUUCGAAUUUUCCAGGUGUUUGUGCAUAAUAUUUCUUCUUUUCUUUCGAGUUUCAUUUCUUCUUCUUCUUCCUUUCUGGUUGGCGUCACCUCACUUGAGAUGACGCCGAAUUGAUGGCACAGCAACUAAGGCUAUAUUGCCAGUUAAUUUUCGUUUAUAGUCCAGUGGACUUUCUUUUCACUUGACUACAAGCGAAAAUCUCGCUGUGUGGCUGCGUCGAAUCGUCAAAGUACGGCUGAAAAUCCUUUCUUUCUUGCGAAAUACUCGAAUUUUCCCCGGACUAACACGAUGCAACGUGCUCACCCGUUGAGAGUUUCACCGGAAGUGGACUACUUUGAUCAAUCUUGCCCCAGUAAUUCUUUGUAGAAGUGAAAACAAACCAUUGUCAAAGAUUUUCGAUAACAACCAGAGAUGCCAAAUAUUUUCAUAGGAAAUCUGUAUUACUCUCUAUAAAAAUCUGUAUUUAUCUAUAUUCACUAACAAACUUAAAUUUCAACAAUAAAAUGAUGUUAAAAGAUGUUAUUCCAACACAUUAUUGUUGUAGAAUGGUAGAUUCAAUGAGACCAAGACUUUGCUUCUCGUCACUGCAAUCAAAUACUAACAGAUUACUCAUACGAAAAUUUUUUUUUAAAUUCAAGAAAUCUGUAUCAAAUCUGUAUUCUGUAUGCGUAUGUAAAAAUCUGUAUAAUACAGAUAAAUCUGUAUAAAUGGCAUCUCUGAUCUUAAUAUACCUGAUACGAGACGAGAAAUUACUGUCACUCUCAGCUUCGCUUGCAAACUAUGAGAACGAAAUCCAUGUCCAGUCAUUGUGUUUUUUCUUUCAUUUGCCCUUUCAGUUAUUUGCAGUUUUCAGUGCAAAUCCCAUAAUAUGCAGUGUCGAUAUUCAACCGAAGCUGUGAGAAUCGAAAAUGGCAGAAAAAGGUUUCACCGACGACGUUUCACAAUAUCUUUUACCUAUUGGUGCUCGAAUUUGUAGUAGUUUUGGUUUCCAAAAAGGUUCUGGGAUGUAAUUAUUUCGAUUUGCCAUAUUUUAGUCACUAUUUAUAGCCAAGCGUCACAGAUACAUCGAUGAAAGAAUAAGAAUUGAAAUUCUGCUGAUGCUUCCUGAUGACGUUAGUUUGGUUUCGUCGUGUCAUAGAGGAAAGAGUGAUGUUGGCAAUUAUUCUCUCUCAUAUUUUCAACGAAAAACGAAAAUGCUUCGUCUCUCUUUGUUUGUUCUGGUGUCGGUCAUUUGCGAAUGAGACAGUAAAAUAUUGAAAAUGAGAUUGUUGGAAUGAAUUCCCCUGAUCUGCCCCCCUGUGACUUUUUCCUAUUUUCAAAACUAAAAUAUCCACUCCGAGGACAUAAAAAGUAAUUCACCGAGGCCUAUGGCAAGUGUAUGGAAAAUUGAAUUGACCACUGAAAUGUCUGGUUCAAAGGGAGCCUAUUUUGAAGGUAAAGAAAAGUAUUCAAAUCUAAAAGUUUUUUAAAUUUAGUCCUCUCAAUUUUGAUCAGAUGGUAUAAUGCUUGAAAUCUUUAUAUUGUAUCCUUAUUCGGUGGACGCUUUAAAUUGCUUUUUGGUUUGGAGUCCAUACUAUUAAAAUGGGAUUGACAGAAUUGAGGGUGUGCAACGCCCCACAUAACUGAUACCUGCAACAGAUAUGUUGGAGUAGUAUAAUGUGGAUAGAAAGAGAAAGACACGACUUAUAUGAUUGACUAAAAAAGUCGAUUUUAUUUCCAUUUUAUGUGGUGUACAGUGAUUAGUAUGAUUGUGUGUGUAAGAGACUACGGGGCAACUGUGAAAUACACUGAUAGGCAACGAUUCCGUCUUUGUUGUACAAGAUAAACGACGAAAGUCGAACAAGAUAUUCUACGAUAUGGCUAUCGCACUCUCACUCCGCCGCACCCUCUCAUUUUACUACUACCGGCACAAGAAAGGGACUUAUGAGUGGCGACUCAACGUGUGAGUGUAGGAUUUGAUUAAAACUAUAAAAAUUGAGAAUAUUGAUAAAAUAUUUAUUUGAAUCGAUAGAACGAUCAAUAUAACAAUUUUUUUUGACAAUUUUUCCAAUCUUUCUCAAACUGUGAUAUGGUUUUGGCUGUCAGGACUUGGUUACUAAAAUAUGUCUUCAUCAAUGCCCAAAACUCAUUAAUUGAUCGCAUUUGCGAGUAAUUUGACCCUUUGGCACGAAAGUAAUAUUUUUACCAUUCUACCGAUGAUAUCACAAAAUGUUAAGACCAGAAGACAAUAUAAUCCCUGUAGCUUCGAAUCAUGUGUCGUUUUUGUAAACGUUCCUUGGUGUAUAUUUUACUGUUCAUCGAAGCAGUUGCGAUGAAGGGUUGCAAAAUCUUACCGCAGCAACACAUAGCUUGCCAGAUUAUAGCAUUUUUAACAAAUUUUUCGACAUGAAUCGAUGUUCGGACUGGUUCAGUUCCUGCCCUUCUCACACCGUAAAAUAUUACGGUAUCAACAAGGAUUCCGGUGGUUCUGGAAUCGAGUUUCACACAGGUUUCGUCGUCCAUGAUUAAACAGUUUAAAUUUUCAGCAAGCAUCGCAUCGAACAAAUCUGAUCGAUGCUGCGAGUUUCGAGCUGCGUUUUGACAGCUUUUACUUCUUCUUAUAGGUUCAAAAAUACAAAUUAACUUUGAAACCUCCUUCGGCUAUACUUUCAGUAUACAUUUAUCAACACCAUUUGCUCUCGUAUACUGUUUGUAGAAACAAAUAAACUAUCUGAAGAAGGGAUGAACGGUUCAGGAGAACUAGUUCUUUCGGUAGAACUAUCAAAGUCUUAACGGUUCUUUGAAACGAACAGUUUUGCCCAUCUCUACUUUCAACGUUGUUCUACUGAGAGUUCCCGGGGCUUUCGCAUUUUGAAGCAUGGAAACAAAUAAACGACUACAUAGGUGGUGAGAAAAAAAAUUGUAUAAGAAUACGCAGCUAUGUUCAACCCCUAUAUCGGCCAAAAUGAAUAUGAGCAGUAUUUCUCUCAAAUUUUCAUGUUAAAAAGAUACAUGACAGCUCGAAUUGAAGUAAAUGGGUUAUAUAAUUUUAAUCGUGCAAUGCAAAAUGCAAUUAUUUUAAUGAGUUUCUGAACAGUUUAUAUGACUAUUUUGGAACAAUGAAAUAAAAAAAUAAAACACUGAGAACGCAGCAGCGACUUGAUCCGAGAAUCAUUGGGUCUCAAACUACGUCCGUUAAUUGACUGAGCCACAGAAGCACACAUCGACUUGACUGGUAAAUGUUAGCCGAAUGCAAAUUCUAGUCGGCACCAGCAAAAUUCAUUCCAAUCCAACAUUAUUAAGUCAUUACAAAUGGAAUUUCCUUCAUGUUUGACACGAGAGAUUAGGUUACCUGUAAAAUUCAUUUUGUGUGUGUAGCUGAAUCGAUGAAAAACAUUUUUAUUUUCCGAUUUGCUGUUUUGAUUUUGAGUUGGUUCAACCAAUAACUUUUUAGUUGAAAUGAUUGAAGAUGGUUUCAUGCAAAUGUUGGCCGCGUCUUUAGAUGGCCCAUGUUCAAGGUACAAUUUUGGCAUCCCCUCUCCAACAUAUCGGCCGGUAGUUCAUGAAUCACUGGUCCAUAAUUCAAACCAAACAGUGACUUCUUUCGGAAGCAUUGGUAGCUCUUGCAAUUCUUCUGGCAAGUCUUCACUACAGAUGAGGCAUUGUUGCUUGUUGACGUAUUUAUUCAACCGGAAAUGAGCAGCUGAACACAAUUUUACGAAAAAAGAGUGGAUCUUCCCUGAACUUUACCAGCGCCCAUUAAUGAUUAAAUUAUACACCAAACUGAACAAGUUCGACAAUGACACAAGACAUGAUUCACGCGUGAUCUGUCAAAAACAGUGUUGCCAAAAAGAUACCAGCAAAAAAAUCACGCUUCACUAUUCUUUCUUUUUCGAUAUUGUGUCAUUUUUGCGGGGGUCUAUUUGCGUUUCGUUCGUUUUUCUGUGUACGAUUAUAGUUUACAAAUAUUCUCUAUGAUAGCACGUAGAAAGCAUUUUAGUAUUUUUAGAUAAGUUUUUUUUUGGUGUUCAGCCACAAGUGGUGACUUUUCAGCCCUAUUAUAUAUGUGUUAGAUAAGUUAUUUUUUUUCUGACAUGCCCAUGAAAAACGAUAUCGCCUCGGUACAAAUCCCAUCUGCCCAUCAUUUUUGGAACAACCAACCAUGUACCGAUUAUUUUGCGUUCGAGAGUUUUCGUUUCCAAUGCUUGACUUAUUCUUUAGCAAAUGAAUUGAUUGUUUGGGAAAGGUGCAAAUAGUAUGAUGACCUGAGCAGCAGAAGAUACGAAGAUAGAUACGAUAGUAAGACAAAACGAAACGAAGCAACUCACUGAGUGUGAAAGGAAGCUAAAUGCAAAGAAGUACUACUUCGAAAAAAGGGGGUUACACGUACAAUACAGCAUAUAUUUUUAUAAUGUAGUAUCUACUUUAUCUCGUAUAUUUUGUAAGUAUAUUGUAGCAUUACGAGGCAAAAGCAAUGGCAUGCGAAAGUAUCGCGCAGAAGGACACAGAAUGGAUGUUGCAUCGGAGAACGGACGAGUGAUAAUUUGUUUGAGCUAAGCAACGUAUCGUAUAAGUUAUUCUAAUUUAGCUUUCGUGUAACUUUUUUCCAAAUAUACAAAUGUGUGAAAACAAAGAAAUAUCAACUCUAAUGGGUUAUAAAAUUUUUUAAUAGGCGAAACGGACGAGAACGACGCCAAUCGCAAAUGAUCAUAUACGCAACAACAACAAGAACAACAACAACAACAAAAAAAACUGCAUUCUGUGUUACUAUAAAGAAGAGUUAGGGUUUAAGUUGCUAAUCAUUUAGCAUCAGUAAUAAGAAGAAAAAUAAAUUAAACACGCGCAAAUGACGUUGAAAUUAAAAUCUUCGAAAUGGAGAGUGGUAAAACGAGGGGCAGUCAAGGAAUCGCGAAACGCGAUGAGAAACCCAAAUUCGAAAAACAGUAUUUUUAGGGUUUUACUAAUUUAUUGAACAACUGUAACCUGUAAGGUAAAAAAAAAACAAAUAAUAUAUAUACGAUAAAUUUGUGCUUUUUCCUAAAAAAA